Messenger RNA from Macadamia integrifolia, 1301 nucleotides. Its product is annotated as axial regulator YABBY 5-like. Lineage: Eukaryota; Viridiplantae; Streptophyta; Magnoliopsida; Proteales; Proteaceae. Gene Ontology annotation, biological process: plant ovule development; cell fate commitment; polarity specification of adaxial/abaxial axis. The record is from RefSeq and is a predicted model, not a curated record. Bases 335 to 1000 code for a protein of 221 amino acids. Gene Ontology annotation, cellular component: nucleus. The transcript is spliced from 8 exons.
UAAGGUUUACAUAAAUGAUGGGAGAGUUAAUAAUAAAACAACAUAAGAUUCUGCAUCCCUGUAACCUUAGACAGAUGAAAGUUCCCAAGUACUUAUAUGUGUGGCUUUCAUAGGAAGGUUACAUCUUAGUCAAUCUGAGGAGAGAAAACACUAACCUUUUGACAUGGAAACCUAUUAAUUAGUGCCAUCAUGUAAUGCAGGAUUGAAAUAAACCCCUGAGUUUGUGGACAAUUGUGGCGUUUUCGCUGCUAAUCCUUGCUGUAAAGUAUCAUCAAGAGAAGCAAAUUCAUAAUUCCAGGAAGCUGGGUUGUUAAGCUUUCAAACAAAGCAAGAUAUGUCUGCAUGCAACAGCCUCCUUGAUCUCCAAGAGCAGAUUUGCUAUGUACACUGUGGCUUCUGCAACACCAUUCUAUUGGUUAGUGUCCCAUGCAGCAGCUUAUUUAAAGUUGUUACUGUAAGAUGUGGACACUGUGGAGGCCACCUCUCUGUAAACAUGAUGAGAGCUUCAUUUUUCCCUUUACAUGUCCUAGCUUCACUUAACAAUGCUUCCCUCAUUGAUGAUGAGCAAAUGAAAGAAUUCUGUGCUGAAGAAGUGGAGCUUCUGAAAGUUUCAGAUGAGCAAAGCUCACCAAUGACCUAUUCUGACAAUGAUGAAGAGAAAAUACCAUCAAACCCUAUUGUCAAUAAGCCCCCAGAGAAGAGGCAAAGAGCUCCAUCAGCCUACAAUCACUUCAUCAAAGAAGAGAUAAAGAGGCUGAAGGCUAGAGAACCCAACAUCACCCACAAAGAAGCCUUCAGCACAGCUGCCAAAAAUUGGGCCCAUUUCCCUCGAAUUCAGUACGAAAGAGAUGGAGAGAGCUGCAGCCAAGGAAAGGGAAAAGUGACAAGGAUCCAGGAUGUUGACGAGGUGGGUGUCUGUUCACCAUGGCAGGUUGAUGUGCAAACAAAAGGUUCUGGUGAAAGGAAGGCCAAGCCAAGACAGACCCAAGAGGCAUUCUAAAUAGGCAAAGACAUCCUUGGAGCGAAAUAAGCUUUACAGAAGACCAAGGAAGGAAAGCUUUUUGUUCUUUCUUUUCAAGGUUUUAAGUCAGUGUUGGAGGUAUCCUGCAUUUUCCCUUUACAGAAACUAGGAAGAUGGAUGCUCUUAGAGAUGUACUGCUGAAAUAGGUUCUUGUUUCUUGAGGUAGUGAAAGGAAAGAGAGAAAUUUGGUUCAUGGAGGACCCAUGAUUAGAAGUUAAAAUGUUUGCUAAUUGUCAUCAUCUCUUUAUAUUAAUGAAAAUCCUACUUCCAUUAUCUGCCA